Messenger RNA from Paramecium tetraurelia, 1713 nucleotides. RefSeq lists its product as uncharacterized. Gene Ontology annotation, cellular component: autophagosome; cytoplasm. Gene Ontology annotation, molecular function: protein serine/threonine kinase activity; ATP binding. Lineage: Eukaryota; Ciliophora; Oligohymenophorea; Peniculida; Parameciidae. The transcript has 4 exons. Gene Ontology annotation, biological process: protein autophosphorylation; autophagosome organization; peptidyl-serine phosphorylation. The record is from RefSeq and is a predicted model, not a curated record.
AUGAAAUUCGCUUAAGUUACUGCAAAUUCUUUUUAGUCGAGUAAAAUAGUGAAGUUCGAACAUUAUAGUUACAGUGUCAAUGAUCAGAUCGGAUCAGGCUUCAGUAGUCAAGUGUUCAAAGGCAGAAAUGAGAAUACAAAUGAGACCGUUGCGAUUAAAAUUAUUGAUAGAAGUAAAAUAACAAAUGAGGUCGAGGAGUUCCUCUUGAAUCAAGAAAUCAAAGCCUUGUCAUUGAUGAAUUCAGAAAAUGUAAUUAAAAUGUACGAUUACUAUCACAAACCACAAUGCACUUAUAUCAUAACUGAGUAUUGCAAUUAAGGCAAUGUGGGAGAACUAAUUAAACGAAAGCAGAGAAUCGACGAAAUAGAGGCAAUUAAAAUAAUGAAGCACAUCGUCAAUGGAUUUAAGGAGUAGGUUGCUAAAGGAGUAAUUCACAGAGAUCUAAAACCAAUAAAUAUUUUAAUACGAAACGGAAUUCCCAAAAUAGCAGAUUACGGAUUUUCGAAGAUGAUGAAUGCACCUCCAGAAACAAUCUACUACAAUGUAGGUACAGCAUUAUACAUGUCUCCACAAACUAUGAUUAAAAAUAUUUAUUCUGAAAAAACUGACAUCUGGAGUUUGGGAGUCAUAUUCUAUGAGAUGUUGUAUGGAUAAGUGCCAUUUUCAGCUUAGAGUGAAAAAGACCUAGCUUAAGUGAUAUUAAAAACAUAGCCUUAAUUUCCUCCAAAUAUUCCAGUAUCAAAAGAAACGAUAGAAUUCAUUUUAAAGUGCCUCUCAAUUGAUGAAUCUAAAAGGUUCUCAAGCAGUGAUUUGGAACACCAUCCCAUCUUCUACCGCAGACACACUAUGACUGCCCCUCGACCCAUAGCUGAUAGAAAUCCUUCUGUUAAAAACCGAGAACAUUAUUCUCCUCAAAGAACCACAGAAUACAAUCACAAUCGCAUUAAUUUUAUAGCCUAAACUGCCAUGCCUCAAUCUGCAUUAAAAAGCAGAGAGAGUGUGAGACACUUGACUUAGAAUGAUGAAGUCAUACAAGCAUAAUUCUAAUUCAUUGAAUUGAUGUUUAGAAUAUUAAGAAUACUUGAUAAAUAAGUAGUACUCAAUUAGGAGUUGUAGAUCAAAUUAAAGUUCUUGAUUAUCAAAAACAUGUUCUUUAAAACCAUUUUAUUGAGAGAAGUUGUUGAAAAAAAGAAGAAUGUUCUGCAGUUAUAUGAAUUCGAUAUUUACAUUGAGACAGUUGGAAAAUACUAGACCCAAGUUCAUGAACUCUAUCAAAUUGCCAAAGAGUAUCACGAUAAAUAAUAUUAAAUGAUCGAAAGUAAUCACACACUCAAGCAAUCUGUGUUGAGGGAUCGGAGUUUUCAAAAAAUAUACGAAAACUACAAGUCAGUAACUGAGAGCUAUGAAUUUUAUUUACUUUUCAGUACUUUACUCUAGAGAUGCAUAAGGGAUUUAUACAACAAAUGCAAUUCUAGAUUGGCUGGAGCGAAUGAUUCACAAUAAUUGCAAUUGCAAGAUGAGACCAUGGUUUAUGUAUUGGAAUAGUUGACAUUCUACUACAGUCUGUUAAGGUUGAUAAUAGAGAAUAAUAACAACAUUUAAAUAUUUACUAAAAAGGCCUAGAUCAGUAGAAUUCUGUAGGCCUCUCCAGAACAAAUUACUAAAAGCAACUUGAUGAGCAUUAGACAAUCGAUACAGGAAAUGAAAAUAUGA